Molecule: messenger RNA, 537 nt
Organism: Arachis stenosperma
Lineage: Eukaryota; Viridiplantae; Streptophyta; Magnoliopsida; Fabales; Fabaceae
Exons: 3
Coding region: 155-334 (59 amino acids)
Biological process (GO): proton motive force-driven ATP synthesis
Molecular function (GO): proton transmembrane transporter activity
Source: RefSeq, a predicted model, not a curated record
CAUUUCUUACACACAAGACUAGGGUUCAAUAAACGAGAAUUUUGGAGUGUCUUUUCUUCAAUCUUCAUAUAUAGUUAGCUCGGCACUCGUUUUUCUUCCUUCUUCCAUUUCUGUUUCUCUUUCUCUCUCGCUCAGCUACUAUCCAAUCAGUUCCAUGGCGCCGCCACCUGGACCUUAUUCUGGCACAAGCACCUUAGCUUUGGUCGCUCGAGCUUCCGCUUUCUCGUUCGGCCUUGUUUAUGGAAGCAUUAAGCUCAAAUACCUCAAGGCAAAAGUGAAAUCCCAACAGAGAGCUGAAGCAAAGGCUCAAGCUAAGGCUCAGGCUCAUCACUGAAAGGAAUGAGAGCCUUGGGGCCCUUUGUUCCAUGGCUUGAGUAGGAUGCGGAAAUAAUUAAUUACAAGAAACUGUACCAUGUUUUCUCUCAAUUUUUUUAAAAAAAGCUUUCUGGUUUUAGGUUUUGAUAUUGAUACAGCAUUCGAGUUAAGUGAACUAUGAAAAGAAAUUUCAAUUAUCGUGGUUUUACCAUGUUUUAAUAA